AUGGCCCCUGAAGCAAAUCAUGACCCUGUCAGCGUCAUUAUCGCGGCUUUCUUCCUUUAUCGAUACAUGGCAGUCGCACAGGGACACGACCCAGAAGCGAUAACAGAAUGGAGUAAAGCAGUCUCCAAUUACGUCAAGGAAAAACGUCUAGAUGAUCUCUGCGCUGGCAGAAACCCAACAGCAACCCUUGCCCUCAGCAGACGCGAGGAGGCCUCGCCGGCCAUGACACACGAGAAAAAGACUCAUAUGGCGCGCUUGAUGUUAUGGACGUUUUAUGAGGACAUCUUUGCCAGCAUAAAAGGAUACGGAGGCGCUCUGGCGCGGCACUUUGUCGAGAAACCGGAGCGCUCGCGAGAAAUUUAUCAGUAUUCCUGCGCAGAACUGGAGUCUGUUUGGGGCGCAGAUUAUCCUGAACGGGAGAUUCUCGACGACGUCGAGAAUGCGCCGAUAAUUUCUUUUCUCUACGAGGUCAUUACGCUCUACGCUGAAGUCAACAGAGCUGUGAGCUCACCACUAGACUUGCCGGCUGCUAAAUCCGCAGUGGAGGAGAAAAUUGACAAGCUCGAAGCUCGCUCGCGGUCACUGAUACGACUUACAACCAUGAACGUGCAGCCACGAUCCCGCGUUAUGAUUAAUGCCGACUACAUGGUCCCCCUUUUCUAUGCGCUAAGGAUAUACUGUUUUCGAAGCUUCCUCUCCGACGAUAGCCUCGCGACUCCAAGCCCUCCAGCCGUUCAGUCGUCGGUUUCCUCGAUUCUGCAGUUGGCGCAGCGCUCUCUCUCGCGAGGGCCGCUGGAUCCGAUGCAGGCUCGUUUUCAAUGGCCGUUAUUCAUGGCCGGCAUAGAGACAACAGACAGGAUUCACAAAGAGUGGGCUCACUCCAAGCUGAGGACUGCAAGCAUGUCCAUUGCGUUUCAGACCAUUGUUUGCCUAGAAGAAGAGACGCAGAGGCGGACGCCGAUGCCGCUGGUUAGGCAACUGAUGGACACCAAGAAUAGCGCAAUCCCAAUGUAA
Molecule: messenger RNA, 1014 nt
Organism: Cordyceps fumosorosea ARSEF 2679
Lineage: Eukaryota; Fungi; Ascomycota; Sordariomycetes; Hypocreales; Cordycipitaceae
Exons: 2
Coding region: 1-1014 (337 amino acids)
Source: RefSeq, a predicted model, not a curated record